This is a messenger RNA of Drosophila novamexicana, 1755 nucleotides long. RefSeq names its product trimeric intracellular cation channel type 1B.1. The record is from RefSeq and is a predicted model, not a curated record. The transcript is spliced from 4 exons. The coding region runs from base 136 to 966 and encodes 276 amino acids. Gene Ontology annotation, biological process: potassium ion transmembrane transport. Gene Ontology annotation, molecular function: potassium channel activity; identical protein binding. NCBI's taxonomy places the organism in Eukaryota, Metazoa, Arthropoda, Insecta, Diptera, Drosophilidae. Gene Ontology annotation, cellular component: membrane.
AUGUUUUUCGACAUUAACAUACAAUUCGACAACUUCUACAUCUCGGUACGACUGCGGGUUCAAAGAGCUUCAAUUGAAUCUGCAAUAAGAAAGUAAUAUCAUCCGUGAAGGCAGGAUACAAGAUCGGCUGUGAUCAUGGACCCGGAAGCGUUUUUGGAUGUGGCCAAUCAGGUCAUCAAGCUAAAAAUGUUUCCGUUCUUUGAUAUCGCGCACAGUUUACUUGCCGCGCUGGCCGUGCGCGAGGAUUUAGGCGCCAACGCUCAGGCCUUCUCCAGGAAGCAUCCAUUGGCCUGUUGGCUAUCCACAAUGCUGGUGAUAUUCGCGGGCGGCAUGGUGGCUAAUGGAUUACUGGGUGAGCCCAUAUUGGCUCCAUUGAAGAACACCGGACAGCUCCUUGUGGGCACAGCUGUGUGGUAUUUAGUAUUUUAUACACCCUUUGAUAUUGGAUACAAGGUGGCUAAAUUUCUGCCAGUAAAAAUUGUCGCCAGUGCCAUGAAGGAAAUAUACCGUGCUAAGAAAGUGUACGACGGCGUCGGACAUGCUGCCAAAUUGUAUCCAAACGCGUGGAUAAUCAUGAUCAUAAUCGGCACCCUCAAGGGCAACGGCGCUGGUUUCACUAAGUUGAUCGAGCGCCUCAUUAGAGGCGCAUGGACACCGACGGCAAUGGAAUUCAUGCAGCCAUCAUUCUAUACGAAAGCAUCGUUGCUAGCCUCCAUUAUCUUCGUGCUGGACAAAAAGACCGAUUGGAUCUCAGCGCCGCACGCCUUAGUAUACUUUGGCAUUGUUAUAUUCUUGGUGUACUUUAAGUUGUCCUCCAUCUUGUUGGGCAUUCAUGAUCCCUUCCUUCCAUUGGAAAAUCUGUGCUGUGCAAUCUUCUUUGGUGGUAUUUGGGAUAGUUUGGCCAAGAUUUUGGGACGUGGCCAGGCCAAGGAUGGCGAUAGUAAAGACGUUAAGAAAAGCAAUUGAAUCAUUUGUAAAUUAGCUCAAAAUUAGUAAACGCUGCCAACCAAAGCUACAAUUUAUUAAUAUCGAACAAACAUUAUUCAAUGUAAAAUUCAUAAGUAAAAUAUGUACUGAUAUCCGUAUUUGUACAAGAUUCGAUGUACAAAAUCAAAUUUAAUGAUAAGCAACAAGUGGGUGUGUCUGCUUAUCCUUGACUCUGAUUUUCCAUUUAUAUUUUUAGUUAUGUUUUUAAAUUUCUAGUAUAUUUGGGGACUUUCAAACUACGUAAACCUAAUUUUUUGUUUUGUUUUUAUUGACGACUGAAAAACUCAGAAUAGGACGACGACUAAUUAAAUGUACGAUUUGUGUCUGCAGUAUAAUGAAAUCUGGGCAAUUGCUGAGGUUUUGUAGCACAGUCUUCGGCACGUCGAAGCUAAUUCAUAUUUAUAAACAAAGUAUCUAAAAGUCAUAGACGUGGCAUAUUCUGUUUUUUUUUCAAACCCCCAAGAUGUAAAUAUUUAAGUCAUUUUUUGAACAAUGAAAUUUUGUUAAAUAUUACAUUUGUUUGGGAGUAUAUCCAAGGAAUUCAUACAUUUAAAGAGUUCAUCACAGACGAGUAUAUAUACAAUAAUCGGACUAUUUAGUGUAUAUUUAUAUGUAAACACGCGUUCAUACAAUUGAACGCGUUUGUAUGAGAUUCUAAUGAUCAUUGGUUGCAAUAAAUCUAUGUGAUUUGAAUUUUUCAAACGUUUUUUUCCCUUUUACAUAUACACAAAUAUCGAUCCGAGUGAGAGGGGACGAGAUAGAGGCAAG